Malus domestica (apple) is the source of this 771-nucleotide messenger RNA. The record is from RefSeq and is a predicted model, not a curated record. NCBI's taxonomy places the organism in Eukaryota, Viridiplantae, Streptophyta, Magnoliopsida, Rosales, Rosaceae.
AUGUCUUCUUCUAAGGUCUCGAUGAUGUUUUUUCUUUCUUUGAUCACAAUUUCUCUGGUGGCCGUGGUUGCCUCAGCCGAUAAUUUCUAUCAAGACUUUGAGGUUAUGUUCGGCGAUCAACUUGCCAAGGUACUCGAAAAUGGACAACUUGUCACCCUCUCCCUUGACAAAUCCUCUGGAGCAGGUUUCAAAUCCAAGAAUGAGUACUUAUUUGGAAGGUUUGAUAUGCAAAUCAAGUUGCAACCUGGAAACUCAGCUGGUACUGUCACCACAUUUUGUUUAUCUUCCUCGGGUUCAAAUCAUGAUGAGAUUGACUUUGAGUUUCUGGGCAACUCAACUGGGGAACCCUACACUAUCCAUACUAAUGUCUACGCCCAAGGACAAGGGCUCAAGGAACAACAAUUCCGCGUAUGGUUCGAUCCCACUCAGGACUUCCACACAUACUCCGUUGUUUGGAACACCAAGCGCAUUAUAUUCUUGGUGGAUAAUAGUCCAAUUAGAGUGUUCAACAACUUGGAAUCAAUUGGUCUUCCAUUCCCUAAAAACCAACCCAUGAGGAUUUAUGCAACUUUUUGGAAUGCCGAUCACUGGGCAACACAAGGUGGGCAUGUGAGGACUGACUGGAGCCUAGCUCCUUUCACUGCCUCUUACAGAAACCUCAACAUAAACGCUUGCCUUGGGUCACAAGGACCAUCUUGUGCCUCCACAUCUACCAAUAGGUCAGCGGAUGGUGCUUCAUGGGCAAACCAAGGGCUCAAUGCUGCAGAAUGA